AUGGCUCCCUCGCUACCUCCAGCACUCCAGAAGAGCCUUGACGACAGUCAGGUCGAGUACGUGAGACUCGGCAGAUCAGGUCUCCGUGUCUCUGUGCCUAUUCUCGGUGCCAUGUCUUUUGGCUCAUCUCAAUGGCUGCCGUGGGUGCUCGACGAAGAUGACUCUAUCGAGAUGCUCAAGGCUGCCUAUGAUCGAGGUUUAAACACAUGGGAUACUGCAGAUAUGUACUCGAAUGGCAUCAGCGAGGAAAUUAUCGGAAAGGCACUGAAGCAGCACAAUAUUCCACGCGAGAGAGUCGUCAUCCUGACGAAAUGCUUCAUCGCCGUACCUGAUCAACCAGACAUUUUUGCUGGUCCAUGGCAACGAGAGAUGUCGCAGAUGAAGGAUUAUGUCAAUCGAUCAGGUCUCUCCCGAACUGCCAUAUUCAAGGCUGUCGAUGCAUCCCUUCAACGCCUCGGAACCGAUUACAUCGAUCUCUUCAUGGUGCACCGAUUCGACCCCUCUACUCCAAUCGAAGAGACGAUGCGUGCUUUACACGAUCUAGUUGCGUCCGGUAAAAUUAGAUACAUUGGCGCCUCCUCGAUGUGGGCAACGCAAUUUGCGCGCAUGCAGUCCGUGGCUGAGCAGAACGGUUGGACCAAGUUUAUCAGCAUGCAAAACUACUAUAAUUUAUGUUACCGCGAAGAAGAGCGAGAGAUGAACCGGUACUGCAAUGAAACAGGCGUGGGAAUCAUGCCAUGGUCGCCCAAUUUCGGUGGUAAGUUGGCGAGACCACUUGGAGACGCGGCGUCCACGAGAGCACAAGCGCCUUCACCAACCGGCAACAGCCUUACUAAGGCAGAUGAGGAUAUUAUCCGUCGAGUAGAGGAAUUGGCUGUGAAGAAAGAUUGGAAGAUGAGUCAGGUCUCUCUCUCCUGGCUUUGCAGCAAGGGUGCGGUGCCAAUUGUCGGCUUGAACUCGCUGCUGAGGCUUGAGGAAGCUUGCGACCUACGCGGGAAGGAGUUGACAGCAGACGAAAUUAAGUUCUUGGAAGAGCCAUACGUACCCAAGAAUGUUGUUGGCCAUAUAUGA
Molecule: messenger RNA, 1071 nt
Organism: Trichoderma asperellum CBS 433.97
Lineage: Eukaryota; Fungi; Ascomycota; Sordariomycetes; Hypocreales; Hypocreaceae
Source: RefSeq, a predicted model, not a curated record